This is a messenger RNA of Hyaena hyaena (striped hyena), 889 nucleotides long. It is a transcript of the gene GPX1, whose product is annotated as glutathione peroxidase 1. The record is from RefSeq and is a predicted model, not a curated record. Gene Ontology annotation, molecular function: glutathione peroxidase activity. Gene Ontology annotation, cellular component: cytosol; mitochondrion. Gene Ontology annotation, biological process: glutathione metabolic process; response to selenium ion; hydrogen peroxide catabolic process. The transcript is spliced from 2 exons. NCBI's taxonomy places the organism in Eukaryota, Metazoa, Chordata, Mammalia, Carnivora, Hyaenidae.
GACCCCACAGUCUGCACUGUCCCCAGCCGAAGCUCCUCACUCGUCGUCUGCUCUCCUGUCCGACAGUCCGCCAUGUGCGCUGCUCCGCUCGCGGCCGCUGCCCUCGCGGCUGCGGCCCCGCGCUCCGUGUACUCAUUUUCUGCGCGCCCGUUGGCCGGCGGGGAGGCCAUGAGCCUGGGUUCCCUGCGGGGCAAGGUGCUGCUCAUCGAGAAUGUGGCGUCGCUCUGAGGCACAACCGUCCGGGACUACACCCAGAUGAACGAGCUGCAGCAGCGCCUCGGGCCCCGGGGUCUGGUCGUGCUCGGCUUCCCAUGCAACCAGUUCGGGCAUCAGGAAAAUGCUAAAAACGAAGAGAUCCUGAAUUCCCUCAAGUACGUCCGACCUGGCGGCGGGUUCGAGCCCAACUUCACACUUUUUGAGAAGUGCGAGGUAAAUGGCGCGCAGGCGCACCCCCUCUUCGCCUUCUUGCGCGAGGUUCUGCCUGCCCCCAGUGACGACGCCACUGCGCUCAUGACCGACCCAAAGUUCAUCACCUGGUCGCCAGUGUGCCGCAACGACGUCGCCUGGAACUUUGAGAAGUUCCUGGUGGGCCCAGAUGGUGUGCCUGUGCGCAGGUACAGCCGCCGCUUUCCAACCAUCGACAUUGAGCCUGACAUCGAAGUCCUGCUGUCCCAGGGGCCCGGCUGUGCCUAGGGCAACCUUCUUAUCCCUGCUGCUUUGCUGUCACAGCACCGCUCUCUGGGGAUUUCAUCCAUGACGGUGUUUCCUCGAAAUCUGCAUAGAGGAACGCCUGAUUUCCAGGAGAAUCCCGAGUUGGGCGCUUAUCCAUCCCAGCACCCCCUUCCCACACCAAGGCUCUUCACUAAUAAAGUGUUGGGUAUCAGCAAAA